UAAAUUGAUGUCUUUAUAUAUUCUAUGCUUAACUAUCCCCAACUGUGAUUAUCGACUCUUCGAAAAAAUCACACUUGCAAACCUUCGCUUCUAUGAAAUAAACUUAAUUGAAAGACAACUUGAAGUUAUAAUUUCUCCUACUCAUAACAAAACUAAUAAAAGAGAACUCAAAGCUAGAAAGCAAGUUGCUAACUGGCAUGAUAACAAUCAGAAUCUGGUUGAUCAUUGUAGUGGUCCAACAGGAUGCUUUAUAUUAUCUAAUAGUGACAUUCUUGGCUCUGAUGUCUUUGUUAUUCUUAUUGAUAG
This is a messenger RNA of Racocetra persica, 306 nucleotides long. NCBI's taxonomy places the organism in Eukaryota, Fungi, Glomeromycota, Glomeromycetes, Diversisporales, Gigasporaceae. The record is from the annotation of a GenBank genome assembly.